This is a messenger RNA of Colletotrichum destructivum, 960 nucleotides long. RefSeq names its product Putative cutinase/acetylxylan esterase, alpha/Beta hydrolase. The transcript has 4 exons. Lineage: Eukaryota; Fungi; Ascomycota; Sordariomycetes; Glomerellales; Glomerellaceae. The record is from RefSeq and is a predicted model, not a curated record. Gene Ontology annotation, molecular function: hydrolase activity. The coding region runs from base 1 to 678 and encodes 225 amino acids.
AUGCAUCACCACUUCAGCCUCUCGGCACUCGCCGCUCUCGUCCCUCUGGCGGCCUUCGCUCAGGGCCAGCAGCCAUGCUCGACUGUCAACAUCAUCCUCGCCCGUGGUAGCCUCGAGGCGCAAGGGGUCGGGCUGCUGGGAAACAUUGCGAAAAACGCGUCGACCCAGAUCCCCGGGUCCAUCGUGACGCCGCUCGAGUACCCGGCCCAGCUCGACCCGUACCCUCCCUCAGUAGCGGCUGGCGUGACCAACAUGACGGCGCUCCUGAACCAACAGGCGCAGCAAUGCCCUGGGACGAAACUGGUGUUGAUGGGAUAUUCUCAGGGCGCGCAGGUAUCGCUUGACACCCUCUGUGGCACGUCGGAUGGUCCCAACUUCAAUACCACAGUGGCGCAGGCCCCAAUGGUCGGUAGCAAGAUCGCCGCCGUUGUUCUCUUUGGCGACCCGACGUUCGUCGCAGCCCAGCCCUUUGUCAGAGGCACCAGCAAGAAGAACGGCAUCUUCCCCCGCCAGGAUUUCUCGCAAUGCCAGGGCCUCACUAGCAGGUUCGCGUCCUUUUGUGACGAGUCGGAUCUCUUCUGCGCCUCGGGCCAGAACCUGACGGUCCACCUUGGUUACUUCCAGAACCAGCAGUACAUCGCCAUGGCGUCGUCGUUCAUCGUCGAGAACACGCGGUAAAGCGGGGGUUAUCAAGGCUUAGUUUGACCCGGUGCUGGAGACUCGGCAAACCCGUGGCGGUGGUUCUCAUCAUGAUUAGACGAAACGGGAGGUUUUUUGGUUUGUUUGGUUUCUCCGUUUGGGAAAGCAUCUGGUCUUGAUGAUCGAUAGCAGGAGUUCGCGGGCAAGAUACACUAGCUGUAGCGUCCUUGUUUCUUUAUGGUAAUGUUUGAUCUCCGAACCGAAAAUGCAUAAACGAAAGAUGGAAUCUAUUUGCCCUCCGAACGGAUUCAUAAAGCAUCC